AUGAUGGUUACUUUCGCCAACAACCAGGACAAUCUCGAGGCCAUCAUUCGCAAUAGAGCAUACGUGAUUUACCCCCCUGAGGGCCCUCGCCCGCCCACUGCAGAGGAGGUGAGGGGGCUAGCGCAGAGGCGGCAGCAGGGGGAGGGGAAGCAGGCUGAGGGGCAGAGAAGGGGCAAGAGGGUGAGAAGAGGCACAGGGCGGGCAGGGAAGGGUGGAGAGGCGCAGAGGGAAGCAGGUUGGCAGGCAGCGAUGGGGGGAGGGGUGCAGAGGGAAGCAGAGGGUCAGCUGCUGGAGAGGGCGGAAGGGGGGGGGAGUCACCAGACGCCAAACCCUGGGCGAGGCGAGGAGGUGGGGGUGGUCUGGCGAAGGAGUGGGGGUUCUGGCGAGGAGGUGGGGUUUCUGGCGCAGAUGUGUCAGCAGCAGGCAGAGAGGAGCAGGCUGGGUGGCAGCGAGGGGUGGAGGGGCGCAGAGGCAGCAGCAGGGCGAGGCGAGGCAGGUUGGAACUUGGAGGUAGUGAAAGGGGGAGGGGCGCAGAGGGGUAGCAGGUUGGUGGGCAGUGAAGGGGGGGGUGGGGCACAGACUGCGCUGCGCCGCACAGUAGACGGCAGCAGGGUAGUGGGUACAGUAGACAGCAGCAGUAGACGCAUAGAUGGUACAGUAGGUCUGAUGGGGGAAAAGAGGGCUCUAUCUAGUAUGGGGCAUCUCAACUCUCCUGCUCAACUCCUUCCCACCACCACCCAGCACUCAUCGUCAACUCCCUCCUGCCACCCUUCCAUGUCGAAACCCCUCGCCUCGCUUCACACAGCGCGCCUCAACAGCGCUUGA
Messenger RNA from Closterium sp. Yama58-4, 825 nucleotides. The record is from the annotation of a GenBank genome assembly. Lineage: Eukaryota; Viridiplantae; Streptophyta; Zygnematophyceae; Desmidiales; Closteriaceae.